GUUGGGGCAGGUGUGAUGCUAAUGUGAUUGGUUUUGUGACUGUUUAUUAAAGGGUUAUUCCAGAAGACGUUUAAUCACCAAAACUAAGACUGGCCAGAAGAAAAAGUAUGGAGACAUCUUUAUCUCUGUUAUCAUCCAGUGUUUUUCUGACUGAGGAGCUUCAGUGUUCUGUGUGUCUGGAUCUGUUCAUUGAUCCAGUCAGCACUCCAUGUGGACACAACUUCUGCAAGAGCUGUCUGAAACCGUACUGGGACAACAGUCACAUCUACUCGUGUCCAAUGUGUAAAGAAACAUUCAGUAAAAGACCAGACCUCAAGAUUAACACAACACUUAGACAGGUCGCACUGCAUUUUAAAGAAAAGAUCAGUCUGAGAAGAUCCGAAGUUCUCUGUGACAUCUGUGAUGAGAGAAAGCUGAAAGCCCUGAAGUCCUGUCUGGUGUGUCAGGCAUCUUACUGUGAAACUCACCUGGAGCUUCAUCAGAAAAUGAGUUUAAAGAAACACAAACUGAUGGAUCCUGUGGAGAAUAUAAAGGACUAUAUAUGUCAGAAACAUGAGAGACCUCUGGAGCUCUUCUGUACAGAUGAUCAGACAUGUGUGUGUGUGUUUUGUACUGAUGGAGACCACAAGACUCACAACACUGUUCCUCUAGAGGAGAUGAGUAAAGAGAAGAAGACUCAACUGAAGAAGACACAGACAAACGUUCAGCAGAUGAUCCUGGAGAGAAUCAAGAAGAUUCAAGACAUCAAACACUCAGCAGAACUCAGAAAAAGGAACACAGAUGAGCAGAAAGCAGCGAGUGUUGAGGUCUUCAGCGCUCUGAUCAGAUCCAUUGAGAGAUGUCAGACUGAGCUGCUGGAGAUGAUGGACGAGCAGCAGAAAGCAGCAGAGAAACAGGAUGAAGAUCUCAUGAAAGAUCUGGAGCAGGAGAUCACUGAGCUGAAGUGUAGAGACAGUGAGCUGGAGCAUCUCUUACACACUGACCAUCAUCUCCACCUCAUACAGAUUGACCCAUCCCUGUACAGACCUCCACACACCAAGAACUGGUCUGAGAUCAGUAUGAAGACUGAUGUGAGUGUGGAGACUCUAAUGAGAGCUCUGACUCAACUGCAGGAGACUCUAGACAACAAACUCACUCAAACUGUGUUGAGGAGGAUGCAGCAGUAUGCAGUGGAUGUGACUCUGGAUCCUGAUACAGCUCAUCCAGAUCUCAUCCUGUCUGAAGAUAGAAAACAAGUGAGGGAUGGAGAUAUUGAGCAAAGUCUCCCAGAUAAUCCAGAGAGAUUUGAUUAUUGUGUCAGUGUUCUGGGAAAAGAGGGAUUCUCUUCAGGGAGAUUUUAUUUUGAGGUGCAGGUGAAGGGAAAAACUGAAUGGGAUUUAGGAGUGGUGAGAGAGUCUAUUAUCAGGAAGGGACAGAUCACAGCGAGUCCUCAGAAUGGACAGUGGACUGUAGUUCUGAGGGAUGAGAAUGAUUAUAGAGCUUGUGCUUCACCCUGUGUCUCUCUGUCUCUGAGAGUGAGUCCACAGAAGGUGGGGGUGUUUGUGGAUUAUGAGGAGGGUCUGGUCUGUUUUUAUGAUGUGGAGAACAGAUCUCAUAUCUACUCUUUCACUGGUCAAACUUUCACUGAGAAACUCUUUCCAUCAUUCAGUCCAUGUCCUAAUGAUGAAGGUAAAAAUUCAGCACCACUGAUCAUCUCACCUGUUCAUUACAACAAAUAAAUCUACACACAGGAUAUACAAUAUUUGGAACUUAAUCCUGGUAGAGUUAGCAGAGCGCAGACAAAAUUCACAUUUAGAAAAAAUAAGCAUUUGAAAACAGGCUCACACAUGCGCUCCAAAAGAUCUAGAAAUUUCCUGAAAUCGGCCUUUCGCAAAUUUCUUGUCCAAUCAAAUGCUAUUUAGAAUCCGAAGCAUAUCACCCCUCUCACUCUGACCCUGAAGCAGCGCUUUAAAUCUGCCACUUGCUCACACAUUGUGUUCUACGUGGUGAAUAGUGCACUAGAUAGUAGAUAGGGAUUAACUAAGACAGUGUUAACAUUGUCAAUUGGGGCGAUUGAAGAGUUUACUAAAUUAUAGCUUUGGUAUUUCAAAUUAUUUUAAGUUUAAUCAACUUGUACUGAAGUACUCAACUACAAAAUCGCAGUAUGGUGAUAUUUUAAUUGUAUUUCUUAUGUGAAAUGACUGGAAGUAAUGUAUUUAUUAACCUCUCAUUUCCUGUGUGAUGUUGCAGCAUCGUAUAAUUUACACAAACCUAAGAACAGUUGUUUCUUUACACAUUCUGUUUACCUGAUUUGUAUGUAUUUCAAUGAAGUCCCAAUCUGUGCAUUGUCUUUAACAGUUGGAAGAUCUUAUUGGAAACACAA
Triplophysa dalaica is the source of this 2362-nucleotide messenger RNA. Its product is annotated as E3 ubiquitin-protein ligase TRIM39-like. Gene Ontology annotation, molecular function: zinc ion binding; protein binding. The coding region runs from base 108 to 1718 and encodes 536 amino acids. The record is from RefSeq and is a predicted model, not a curated record. NCBI's taxonomy places the organism in Eukaryota, Metazoa, Chordata, Actinopteri, Cypriniformes, Nemacheilidae. The transcript has 7 exons.